AUGGCAAAGCGCGGCUUCAAGCUCCUUGCGUUGGUCUUGCCUAUUCUGUUGGGUAGGUCUUGUAUUGCUCUGAUUGCAAUACCGCGAGUGACCCAAAACAAGCACAAAUGUCCAAGCACCACGAGGAAAGCGUCAUUGGAAGCCGGGGAGUGGGCACAAAAGAUCGAUCCAUUCAGUGGUUGGGACAUCGCUGAAGGAACUUGGGCAGGGACUUUGGGAUGCAAACAAGAACCGUCGCUCGAUUUCCAAACUGAAAUCUUUGGUGGAAGUCGACGAUUCCCAAAGCAUGCAAAACGCCUUGCCAAGAUCUUGGUGAGGAACGCCAAGAAGUCAGAGAAAGCUCGAAACAUUUUCUUGCCGAACAUCUCGUUGCCACUCAUCCCUGUGAAUGGGACGCAAUUUCAGCAUCUGGUGAGCAACGUGCUAUCGGAUGUGACCUUGACCGGAGUCACUUCGAUUCAUGCUGAACCUGGCGCGGGCAAGUCAGUCGCUGUCAGUUUGUCCAUGCUGGGAUGGGCUGCAGACAAUCCACAUUCCAUCACCGUUUUGAUCCGGGAAAGUUUAGAGAAUCUCAGAUACUUCUUUCGGGUUGGAGAAAAUUAG
Durusdinium trenchii is the source of this 603-nucleotide messenger RNA. Lineage: Eukaryota; Dinophyceae; Suessiales; Symbiodiniaceae. The record is from the annotation of a GenBank genome assembly.